Messenger RNA from Coregonus clupeaformis (lake whitefish), 6302 nucleotides. RefSeq names its product protein Aster-A-like. Gene Ontology annotation, molecular function: sterol binding; sterol transfer activity. Lineage: Eukaryota; Metazoa; Chordata; Actinopteri; Salmoniformes; Salmonidae. The transcript is spliced from 20 exons. Gene Ontology annotation, biological process: intracellular sterol transport. The record is from RefSeq and is a predicted model, not a curated record. Gene Ontology annotation, cellular component: plasma membrane; endoplasmic reticulum-plasma membrane contact site; endoplasmic reticulum membrane. The coding region runs from base 1331 to 4165 and encodes 944 amino acids.
AGAAAUAGCGCACAUAGAACAUAUCUACCGCUUCUUAGACUUGCUUUCAGUGGGAAUGACAUAUAAAUAUACAUUUCUAUGUGAUUUUGGUCAGGUCGCCCAAAAAGUUACAUAUUGCAGCUUUAAGAAUGAAAAGAGGGGAUGUUAAUGUGGUUGUGGUGGUUGAGCUGGACCUUGAGAUUUGAAGGAGGGGAGAUGUUGACGUGUUGUUGGGGUGUUUGAGCUGAUCUUUGAGAUGGGAUAAAGGAUUGUUGUAUGUAUUGUGUAUGUUUUUAGUUUUUAAAAAGUACUUGAAUAGCUUAAUCUCUCAGCAUUCGACUCCAAGUGCGCACUAUAAUCACUUUUACUGACUUAAUACCAGAAGGGAGCAAAGCUGCAAAAUCUGCCUUACAUCAAUUUACAACCAAACAAUGCGUCAAAAGCAAUCAGACACCACUGAUAUUGGACACGGAAUACAUCACUUCCAUCGAUCUGUCUGUGCCAUGCAAUACUUCCUGAUACCAUUUGAGGUCAGAUCACAAACCAAUAGAAAUAGACAUCAACAUGUAUCAAAAUAACUGGGAUCAUCUUUUGACUAGAAAAUGUAUCUUCUACAAUGUUAGUUUUUUUCUGUCUAUUAAGGGAGAAUUAGACUGUUAGCCAAUACUACAGUCUCUCUUCUCCUCAGCCCCCUGCUACAGCCGGACAUAGAUCGUUAUCUCUCCCACUGCAAGCUCAACUGUUGCUAUGAUGAAACCAAUUGUGAAACUGCAUGUCAUGUGAACUUGGCUCAAGGUAAGAGGGAGAGCAGGCACAUCGAAGGAGAGACGGAGACAUCAGAAAGAGGGAGUGGUGUGGAAGAGGAGGAAGUGAGGAACAAAACUAUGCAAAGAAACCCCAUACACAGAGCACGAGGUGGAUAGUUGGAAAAUAUUAGAGAGGGAGAAGACGGCAUUGUAUUAGCUUUUUAAAUUCUGUGAGGGCCCCACCCCUGGUUUCCUGCUGCAACAUUAUUGACUGGCAUUAGCGGGAGAAGCUAAACGGCUGUAACCUAGUGUAGUACUGUCAUGCCUUGCACUACCAUGGAGAAUAAAACCUGCCUUCCAUAAAGGGAUCUUUCUUACUGCACCAUCUGGAUGUCACUGGAAACGUGAGGUACAUUCACAAAUGUUAGCCUGGCUGGUCUAGGACCAGUCCACAAUUGAUAUUUACCAAAAAGCAGAAGUUUUGAUCGACUCUCAGACCAACUUCCUCAACAUCCUGGCUUGGUGUUAGCAUCAUUUGCUUUGCCACAGCAAGCCUUCACCGGGGUGUUUCGAAGUAAAACAAUUGGUCUGAAGAAGCUCUGAGAAUGAUGACCAUGUCUGUGCUGGACACCACCGGACCAGAAAGCGGCUGCUCCAUGACCCAUCUCUUCCCCAUCCCCACGCUGAACAUCCUACCCCCGUCCUCAGACACCGAGGCCUGGUCCCGCUCUCCCAGCCCCCAGCCUCCCCGCCGCCGCCGCCGCCACCCUCGCCCCCACUGGAGCAGAGCCCGGACCAAGAAGAGGAGUGACGGAGAACAAGAAGGGUCACCCAAACCCCGGUGGGACGGCACUGAGGAGGAGAGGGUGAAGGGGAGCGCCACUCCUCAAAGAAGCCCCUCACCUCUCCCUUCACCCCUCUUGGCCCACCAUGUGGAGGACGCGGUCCUGGGCCCUUCCCUGGACCUCUUGCUGCCCCCGUCGUCUCGCACCUCCUGGUCACGUAGCUCGUCUCUCGGCCGGCGCUCACGCUGGUCCCUCAGGAGUCUGCUCAGCAGGGAGGCUGACUGGGACAGCUGCAGUACCGCCAGUAACUCUCCGCGCAGCACCCCUGGCAGCUCCCCCUCUCUGCGCCGGCGGGUGCUGGGGGGUAGUGGUGGGGGUGGAGGCAGGACCAGCGACGCAGAGGGUGGCCCAGGGGAGCGCAGCGGGGAAAGGAGGGGUUCGGACAGCCCCCUGCCCUCCUCCUCCACUGCCGCAGCCGCCUCCGCCUACCCCAUCGCCUCACGCCAUUUCAGCCGCAACGCCAAGAAAAUGCAGAGCUGGUACAAUGUUCUCAGUCCCACUUAUAAACAGCGCAAUGAGGAUUUCCGUAAACUCUUCAAGAAGCUGCCAGACACGGAACGCCUCAUAGUGGACUACUCGUGUGCGCUGCAGAAAGACAUCCUACUUCAGGGGCGACUCUAUCUGUCAGAGAACUGGCUCUGCUUCUAUAGCAAUAUCUUCCGCUGGGAAACCACUAUCACAAUCCUGCUGAAAGAUGUGACCACCCUGACCAAGGAGAAGACUGCCAAAGUCAUCCCCAACGCCAUUCAGAUCAGCACUGACCACGACAAGCACUUCUUCACAUCUUUCGGGGCAAGGGAUCGCAGCUACAUGAUGAUUUUCAGACUGUGGCAGAACGCACUGAUGGACAAGCCUCUGUCCCCAAAGGAGCUGUGGCACAUAGUCCACCAGUGUUACGGCACUGAGCUGGGCCUCACCAGUGAAGACGAUGACUAUGUCUCCCCCACCGCCGAGCACAUUAACGGCCUACUGCCAGUGGAUGAGUCAGUCUCUGUCUCUGACCUGUUGGACCUCAGCUCCUUGGGGGCCAUAGCUUCUCUGGGCAGCUCGCCCCACUCCUCCAUGGCAGCCUUGUUCCCCAGUGGCCCCCUCCUAGCCAGCAGUGGUCUGGGCUUCUCUCCCCCCUCCUCAUCCACCUGCCUGCCCAUAGACAUCCUCGGCAGCACCUCCCUCGACCCCCCGGAUCCAAGCCCGCCCAGCUCUCAGAGCUCCCUGCCCUCCACCACACACUCCACACACACCGCCUCCUUGUCCGCCCCCGCCUCGGCUGCUGCCUCUUUCUAUGUGGAGGAGGGCGGGGACAGCCUGUUGGAGUCGGCCAAUCACAUGAUGCCCCCGUCUGCCACCAGUCUGGGAAACCUCUCCUCAUUGGACCAGCUCACCAACGAUGACGAGCUGCCCACAGACCCCAGCAACUCCUCAGACACACAGGAAGAGGACGAGGUGGAGUCGUUCUGUGCAGACCUGGCUGGCCGGCUGCACAUCAACAUGGUGGUGCGCAUGAGCGUAGACAAGCUGCAUGACCUGCUCUUCUCCGCCGACACACACUUCAUCCAGCAUCUCUUCUCCCAGCGCCACUUCACAGACCUGUCAGUUAGUGAGUGGCAGCAGGACAGCAGCAGUGGGAACACCAACCGCAUCCUGAGUUACACCAUCGUCAUCAACAACCCCCUGGGCCCCAAGACCGCCCCCGUGGUGGAAACUCAGACGCUGUAUAAGAACAGUGCGCCGGGUGAGUGUUACGUGGUGGACUCUGAGGUCAUUACCUCGGGCAUCCCCUACCAGGACUACUUCUACACCGUGCACCGCUACUGCCUCACCUCCAUCAACAAGAACAAGAGCAGACUCAGGGUGUCUUCAGAUAUCUGCUAUAAGAAGCAGCCGUGGAGCCUGGUGAAGGCACUCAUCGAGAAGAACACCUGGAGCGGCAUUGAGGAGUACUACAGACACAUGGAGAGUGAGGUGUGUAAGCUGGAGACCCUGCUCCAGUCGGAGGUGUCAGUGGUGACCUCUGGGGAUGCGGUGGGGGCAGACGCUGCUAAGACACCCCCGGCCCUGCGGCGACGCAAACGCACCUGCUCCCGGCGCCAGGGGGACCGGGAGAGAGAGGGAGGGGGCGUGGGAGGUGGAGAGCACGGGGACCGAGGGAUAGGAGAGGAGAGGAGAGAGGCGGGUGGUCAGUACAAGCAUGGAGAGCGGUCGCGUGGAGGAGGCAACAGCAUCUCUACCAUACUGCUCAUAGUCAGCUUCAUGAUCUGUGUCAGUCUGGUGGUGUUGGUGGCUCUCAACAUGCUCUUGUUCUACAAGCUGUAUUCUCUGGAGAGAGCUGCACACACGCUGGAGACGUGGCACUCCUUCUCUCUGUCUGACAGUCCUCUACCCCAGUCUGCAGGAGAGUGGGCCCAGGUGUUACAGCUCCAGAGACAGUUCCACCAGGCCCAGCUGGGCAAAUGGCAAGAGAUCCUCCAGUCCUCAGUCACUCUGCUAGACCAGAUGAAACAGUCAUUGGAAAAGCUCCACCGAGGCAUCGUCACUCCAGAAGUCCAGCAGGAUCCCCCCUCGAACCCCACUUCGGAGUCUGUCACUGAGCACUGAGCCUCCCUCCCUUCACCCUCCAGCCCUCACAAGCCCUCCAGUGGGUAAGAAUAGACCACGGGGGAGAGUGCCAGGGGGGAGGUGGCCAGAGGGGGGAGGGUCCGGCUGGGCCAAUCAGGGAGAGUGACUCUCUCACCCGACCCCAAGCUCCACUCCUGCUUCUCUACUCAAAACAGACAGGGAGAGAUGUGGGGGGAGGAGCAUGUGGAAGUGGGAGUUACCUGUAGGGGACCUACACUACCCAUAACUCCUCAUGCCUCAGUCUGAGCAACCUGCAAUGGCAAAGUUCCACCUUCUCUCACAUCCAGACAGACUGGGAAUCUCUUCAGGACUACAGCAAUAACAUACCAUGAUGAGCCAACCAUAUCUCCCACAGUCAGGGCUAAAGGAUGGCCAGUUUGUAUAGUACCAUCCGCUCCUCACAUACAACCAACCAUGCUGCACUCCCUGAACCAUCUCCCCUGCCUGAGAAUCCAAGACACAUUUUCAAAAUGGGCGGCUGCUUUUCAAAAAAGACAGAGACGAUCUGCUGCUGCGUUUCAGAUGGACAGACCCCGGGUCCAACGCAUUUCAAAAUUGACCGACUUGACUUGGAUCGACUGCAUUUCUCGAAAUUUAACGUUGCAUUUCAAAAUGGGCCAAUCCGGGUUAAUGUUGCAUUUCAAAAUGGACUCUGACAUUUGGGAAAUUGGGAGCUUUCCCAGCCCUGGGAACCAGUUAUGGCUCUGCUCCCAGCCGAAGCCAGCCUAGGGGACUUAUGUGCCUCGGUGUGAGGGGUCCGCUCAGCUAAGUCCCCCUUGAGCCUCUGGAAAUGAGGGACACAUGACGAGAGAGGGGAAAGCUCUGAUAGAAACAGGAGAUCUUCUGUAAUCCAACUCUUUUUUUGUUGUUGUUCUCUCUCUCUCUCUCUCUCUCUCUCUCUCUCUCUCUCUCAUAUUCUCUCCAUCUAUCUGGGAUCAGCGGCUUCCAUCUUAAAGACUUGAUCCCUGACAAAGGCAGCAUGUCCUCUGCUGGGGGGGGUUCAUUUCAAAACAAGACUCAAGUUUUUUUUUUUUUUUUAUGUGAAUAAUACAGAAAGACUCCUCCUAAAUCCUCUACUAGCUCGUUUUAAUCAUUAGGUGUCUUUUUGAGGGUGACUGGGUCGUUUAGAGAAUUGAGAACGAGCGAAUGAUGUGUGAUUGCCAGACCGUUACAGUAUUUAUUUAACACGACUUUGAUUUCAAAAAGUCCUGUCCCACUCAAUACGAGUGAUUUUUUUUUUUCUGUGUGCUUUGUGCUCUGUGUUAAUACUUCAGCACGGACCAAGAAAGAGCUAUAAAGUGAAUAUUUGAUAUUUACUGGUCAUAACAAGAAUGAUAUUUGGUGAUUAUACUACUUUUGAAUGUGUAAAAAGUAGUAUAUUACUAAAGUGUGUUUAGGGCAAAAUGAGACAAGCAAGCAAAGAUCUGGAGUUGGACAAGAAAACGGAGAUAUGUAUGUAUUAGAAAGAAGUGUCCUCAAUGUUACGUCGUCAAUGUUACAUUUGGUAUUAUUAAGAUUUGUUUUAUUAUGAGUUGUUUUUGUCUGAGACUUUUUGUUUGUUUUCGCACUUGGUCAACUUCUAAUUGUAUUAUUGGAUCGGACUUGAACUGUUUCGGGGUUACUGACUGUAGAUUCUGUACACCAGGCUGCGUCCCAAAUGGCACCCUAUUCCAUUUAUGGUGUAGUGCACUACAUAGGAAAUAAGGUGACAUUUGGGACGUAGACUCUGUAGACCAGGUAAACAUAGAGAUGCAAUAAACUAGUAAUUUUGUAAUGGAAACUGGGCUGGACUUAAAAAGGACCAACCAGAACUCUAGGCCUGGAUAAAGAUAAAGGGAAACUAUUGUGUUUGUGAUUUCAACUUGGUGUUUAUAUGUUAUUCCUUUUCAUUUUAUAUCCUUAUUUUGUAGUCUAUCCUGUUUCUUAUUGUUUUUGUUCGUCGAAAGGUCAUCUAAUUUUAUUUUCUGCCAAUUCCCCCCUUCUCUGAUUCCCUCUGUCACUAUCUGUCUAUCAAAAACGCAUCUUCUCUUUUUCUCAUCAUUUUCCUUUCCAUCCCCCCUCCUUUUUUCUCUUUGUCUUCCUCCCUCUCUCUCUCUCUCUCUCUCCCCUUGUUGUG